Angiostrongylus costaricensis is the source of this 315-nucleotide messenger RNA. The record is from the annotation of a GenBank genome assembly. NCBI's taxonomy places the organism in Eukaryota, Metazoa, Nematoda, Chromadorea, Rhabditida, Metastrongylidae.
AUGUCACUAUCACGAACAGUUAUGCAUAAACUUCAAUUCGCUCGUGGUAUCGGUCAGCGAGAAAUGCUCCGUGCGAAUACAUUGCCGAGUAUCACCAGAGCUAAGGUUGGUUGCUUCGCACGUAUGGGAAUCUAUGAGGAGAAUGCACGAUUUAUUCUAAUCUCGUUGCUUCUUGUACUUUAUCUAAUUUUUGGUGCUAUUUUAUUCCACUAUGUUGAACGAGAAAACGAAGUUGACGAACGACGUAAGGUAAUGAGUAUGAUGGGCGCUUGCCCCCGAAUGGACAUUAAAGUUCGCUACUUCAUGGGAGUAUAA